AUGGUUCAGUUACUAAAUCACUUUGGCUGGACUUGGGUAGGAAUAUUAGCCACAGAUGAUGACAGCUGCCAACGGGAAAGUCAGGAAAUAAAAAACCUGAUAAUCACCCAUGGGGGCUGUGUAGCCUUUUUAGUGCAACUUAAACAUUUAUAUAACAAGAAAAAAUUAUUAUCAGAAGUUGGAAACUCAGCUGCAAAUGUUGUUUUAAUAACCAGAUGUGUGUCAAAAUAUUUUCCUGAGUUUCUUAUUAAUUACUAUGUGAUGCAUCUCCCGAAAAAAGUCUGGAUAUUCUCAUUUAAUUUUAAAAUUCAAGAUAGUUUUCCUUUACAGGGGGGUUUAUCAGUUUUAUUAUCAAAGGGUGAGAUAUUUGGAUUAAAGGAAUUUAUCUACACUGCGAGUCCUUACAAAUACCCUGAUGAUAAUGUUCUUAAAAAACUAUGGAAUUUGUUAUUUUCAUGUGAAGCAAAUACUAAUAAUAGUUAUAAUCUAGGCAUUUAUCAAUUGUGUCUAGGUAAUGAAACGCUUAAGUCUAUUGAUGUGUAUGUGUUUGACACAAAGGAUUUCCGUUAUACAUACAGCAUUUAUGUAGCGAUCUACCUGUUGGCCUCUGCUUUUCAUAAAACGUUAUCACACAAAACUUACACUGGAAUUAACCUAAACCAUGAUCCUAUGGAGAACAGACAACAGUUACUGCAGAUUAACAAAUACCUGAGAAAGGCACAUUUUACGACAGCAUCACAUGAGGAUAUUUCCUUUACUGAUUAUGGAGAUGUACCAGGGCAUUAUGAUAUUAUAAACUGGAUCCCAUCAGACAUCCCAGAGAGACUAGAUCCUAAUAAAGUUGGAAUCUUUAACUCCUUAGCUCCUGUGGGAAAACAGCUUAAUAUCAAUGACAGUGCAAUCAUUUGGAGCCCUAAUUCAAAAACAAUACCUACAUCAGUUUGUAAUGAAAUCUGUGCCCAUGGAUACAGAAAGGUUCCUUGGAAGGAAUAUCCUGUCUGCUGCUAUGGUUGUGUGCCGUGUGCAGAGGGAGAGAUCUCCAACACAACGGAUGCAGAAACCUGUAUAAAAUGUCCUGAAGAUCGAUGGCCUAAUGAUAAGAGAACUCUGUGCAUCAGAAAGACAGUGGAAUUCCUUUCAUUUGAGGACACAUUAGGGAUUUUCCUCACUUCAGUCUCCAUCUUCUCCUCUAUUGUCACCAUCACUGUACUUGGGAUUUUUAUUAGGCAUCACACAACUCCUGUAGUAAAAGCCAACAACCAGAACCUCAGCUACACCCUCCUCCUCUCCCUCAUGUUGUCCUUCCUCUGCUCCUUACUGUUCAUUGGACGUCCUGUGCAGGUGUCCUGCCUACUAAGACAAGCUGCCUUUGGAAUCAUUUUUACUAUUUCUGUCUCUUCUGUCCUGGCAAAAUCAGUCACUGUUGCAAUUGCCUUCAAUGCCACCAAACCUGACAGCAAGAUAAAGAAGUUGGUGGGAUCCCGAGUGUCCAUCCAUUUGGUCCUUGUCUGCUCUCUAGGUCAGACUAUCAUCUGCACACUGUGGUUGGCUUUCUACCCACCAUAUCCAGACUAUGACACUCACUCUUACAUUGAGAAAAUGAUAUUACAAUGUAACGAGGGCUCUGUCACUGCAUUCUACCUUGUGAUAGGUUACAUAGGAUUCCUUUCUAUAGUCAGUUUCAUUGUCGCUUUCCUGGUUAGGAAGUUACCUGCCAUUUUCAAUGAAGCCCAGAUGAUCACGUUCAGCAUGCUGGUGUUCUGCAGUGUUUGGAUCUCUUUUAUCCCAGCGUACCUUAGCACCAAGGGCAAAUUCAUAGUAGCUGUAGAAAUAUUUGCUAUCCUGGCUUCUAGUGCAGGACUACUGGGCUGUAUAUUCAUUCCAAAGUGCUACAUUAUAUUAUUUAAACCUGAGUUUAACACCAGGGUACAUAUGCUAAGUACACAUUAA
Bombina bombina (fire-bellied toad) is the source of this 1950-nucleotide messenger RNA. Its product is annotated as vomeronasal type-2 receptor 26-like. Gene Ontology annotation, cellular component: membrane. The record is from RefSeq and is a predicted model, not a curated record. Gene Ontology annotation, molecular function: G protein-coupled receptor activity. The coding region runs from base 1 to 1950 and encodes 649 amino acids. NCBI's taxonomy places the organism in Eukaryota, Metazoa, Chordata, Amphibia, Anura, Bombinatoridae. Gene Ontology annotation, biological process: G protein-coupled receptor signaling pathway. The transcript is spliced from 4 exons.